AAUGGAUAGCAGAGAGGAAGAGCGAGGAAGAGGUUGUCACCUCAGACCGUGUCCGUACCCGCCUCAUUCAUGUCAUGUCACAGAGCCAUAGCCAUUAAUGAAGAGACACACUCCGCCUCUCUCCUCUCCUGAGAUCUCUCUCUCUCCCUCUCUCUCCCCCUCUAUCUCGCUCUCUCUCUUCAAGACCAUCCGCCAUUAAUGCAACCCUCUUGAUUGUCACUUCACGGGGUUUCUCUCUCCUCCCUCCCUCCCUUCCCCCCUCAGUUGAAAACCUCUCAAAAGAGGGAGUGCCCGCUUUAAAUGGCUUUCGUUUUCUGCACAAGGGCCUCAGAAACUUAUGACCCCUCGAGUGAUGAUGAUUCAAGAUUCAGUCUUUCUUCUUCUUCUUCUUCCCGAAUCCCUUCGUUUGCUCUUGGGGUACGAGCUCUACUGGUAGGGACCAAUGGGAUACAUACACUUUGAAUACGUGACACGUCGAACAUUUAAUGUCUCCUCCCAGCAAAAAUACGUCCCAUUUAAUGCGCGCCACAGCUUAAAGCCCGCCGAUCGUCCUUCCACUCCCACAAGUUGUGUCCAGUUUGGUUUCGAUCCCUCCCCAGACGCAGUAAAAUCGAAAUGGGCAUUUAGAGAACCCCUCACAUAUUACAUGAUCCUCCCGUCUCUCUGUCUCUGUCUCUGUCUCUCUCCAAGAUAGUCUUUUUGACUACUUCUCUGUACUUCAUUUGCUCCCUUUCACUCACAGGCUGAAGAAGAGCUUUAAAGGCGUUUCUUGGUUCUCUCAGGGUCUUCUGUUUUUGGAUUAUGUUGUGAUAACUUUGUAAGUGGGAGAGAGAAAAUGGGAAGGACACCAUGCUGUGACAAGAAGGAUUUGAAGAAAGGGCCGUGGACGGCCGAGGAAGAUGAGAUUCUUGUUGGGUAUAUCAGACAGAAUGGCCAUGGAAGCUGGCGUUCUCUCCCCAAGCUUGCAGGUCUUCUUCGUUGCGGUAAGAGUUGCCGGCUAAGGUGGACGAACUAUCUCAGGCCAGACAUAAAACGUGGCCCUUUUACUCCCGAGGAGGAGAAGCUUGUCAUUCAGUUUCAUGGAAUACUCGGUAACAGGUGGGCUGCCAUUGCUGCUCAACUUCCUGGAAGAACGGACAAUGAGAUCAAGAACCUGUGGAACACCCAUCUAAAGAAGCGUCUUCUUUGCAUGGGCCUCGACCCCCAGACUCAUGAACCUUUCGUAACCCGAGGCCCUAUCACAAACUCACCCACAUCAACAAUCACGCGUCACAUGGCACAGUGGGAAAGUGCUCGGCUUGAAGCUGAAGCUCGGCUUUCUAGGGAGUCCUUCCUGUUUAAUCCACUUCCAAAAACUGAUGCUGACCAUUUCCUCCGGCUGUGGAACUCAGAAGUUGGAGAAUCUUUCAGAAAGACAAGCAUGGAAAUUGGAAGAAGCCCGGUUUCUCCGGCAUCUUCAUCUGUGAAGUGUGAAUCCAAUUCAGCCAUCAGCACCGAAAUGGGUCCCUGCGUGGGUGGUUCUGCUGCUGCCGCAAAUGACGGAGACGAAGAUGAGGAAUACAAGAGGUGCAAAUCCUACAUUCCACUAAUGGCUGCAGGGACAGAGUCCUCUGGCUCUAGUGCCUUAGAAGAUUCAUCAGAUACAGCAUUGCAGCUGCUGCUGGAUUUUCCUAUCAACAAUGACAUUAGCUUCUUAGGAGGAGAUAUUGAUCAAUAUGCUUCAUCUUCUGGUUUAAUUUAGAAAGUUCUGAAAUAUUUGCAGUUAUGAAACCCGGCUAAGCAUUUACCUAUUAUGAGGCCUCUCCUGCUAGAGUUUUGAGCUUUUUCCAUUAGCAAGAGGAGAUGCGAACGUUAACAUUUGACUCUAUGGUAAUGUCUUACUUGCUUAGUCU
This is a messenger RNA of Rhodamnia argentea, 1892 nucleotides long. Its product is annotated as transcription factor MYB17. Lineage: Eukaryota; Viridiplantae; Streptophyta; Magnoliopsida; Myrtales; Myrtaceae. The transcript has 3 exons. The record is from RefSeq and is a predicted model, not a curated record. Bases 836 to 1741 code for a protein of 301 amino acids.